Messenger RNA from Passer montanus (Eurasian tree sparrow), 2619 nucleotides. It is a transcript of the gene RERGL, whose product is annotated as RERG like. The record is from RefSeq and is a predicted model, not a curated record. NCBI's taxonomy places the organism in Eukaryota, Metazoa, Chordata, Aves, Passeriformes, Passeridae. Gene Ontology annotation, molecular function: GTPase activity; GTP binding. The coding region runs from base 82 to 765 and encodes 227 amino acids. The transcript has 5 exons.
GCAGCACCUCCCUCGGCACCACGGGGCGGGGAGCCGGGAGGAGGCGGGAGGAGGCUGCGGGAUGGGGAUGAAGGAUGCAGGAUGCGGGGCGGCGUCGCCCGGGGCGCUUUAAAGGGCGGCGGGCGGCGGGGGCGGCGCGGCGGCGGCGGCAUGAGCGAGGUGAAGCUGGCCGUGCUGGGCGGCAGCGGGGCCGGCAAGUCGGCGCUGGCGGUGCGGUUCCUGACCCGGCGCUUCAUCGGCGAGUACGCGUCCAGCGCCGAAUGCAUCUACACUAAACACUUGUGCCUGGAUGGGAGGCAGAUACACCUGGAAAUUUAUGACCCCUGUUCACAGCCCCAGCAGGGGAAGCUCUCCCUGGCACAUGAGCUCCACUGGGCUGAUGGCUUUGUCAUUGUUUACGACAUCAGCGACAGAGCAUCCUUUGCCUUUGCAAAAGCACUGCUCUACAGGAUCCGAGAGUCUCACAUAGGAGUUUGUAAAAAGAUGGUCGAGUCAUCAAUAUUUUUGGUUGGCAAUAAACAGGAUUUAUGCCACAUGAGGGAGGUUGGCUGGGAUGAAGGGCAGAAGUUGGCAAUAGAUAACAAGUGCCAAUUCUGUGAACUGUCUGCAGCAGAGCACUAUCAGGAAGUUGUGGCAAUGUUCACCAAGGUGCUGAGGAAUAUCACUGCCAAUUUCAAGGUGAAGGAGAAGAGACGACCAAGCGGUUCCAAGUCAAUGGCCAAGUUAAUCAACAAUGUGUUUGGGAAGAGGAGGAAAUCUGUGUAAGAGAGGGUUAGUCUUGAAGUUGGAACAAGCUAAAAUAAUGGAGCUGAGCUCUUGGGAUUCACUGAAUUUCCUCCAAAGGUCAAUAUGUGGAGGAGUAAGACAGUAGGAACCAAAGGUGGGAGACAGUAUGGUCUAGACCUAGAAGACCUGACCUUCUGUUUCAAGCUCUGCUGCAGAUUUAUUGUAUAGGGCAGUGCCAUUUAAACUGCAAGCUGCUCCAGAGAGAGGUUUAGUCUGUAUUUAUUCAACACCAGCAUGGUCUUGGACAGAGCUUCUAGGUGCAACUGAAGUACAGACAGUAAUUUCAAAGAUUAACUUAAUUGGAAAAGACCCUUAGGUCAUCAAAUCCAGCCAUUAACUAAACACUACCAAGUCUACCACUAAACCACAUAAUAUCCAGUAAACUCAGCCUUGCUGAUCAAAAUCUUACUUCAGAAUUCUGAGUAGUUUUCUUUUUAUGUGCAAGAACAUUUGCACUAAAGAAAAGCAAAAUACUGCAGCUUCGUGUGGUAAUGUAUUUGUAUUUAACUCAGGUCCUUGUGUGCCUUACACUUGCUGAAAUUCAUAUGAAUUAAAUGCUUAGACACUAAGUCUACAAAAGGUAUUUACCUGCAGAGCUGCCUUGCAGAGGCACCAGAAGUAGGGAAGCAGAUACAUAAAGCAGUAUUGUCUCCUGUUUCAGUAUCUUUUUUCUUUAUUCCAUGAGUGAUGAGAGAAAGUGGAGAGGGUUGAGGAGUGUGGGAGCUGAAAUGUUAGUGAAAUGUCAGUCAGUGAGCACUGGACUGUUUUGGCAAGGUCGUUGCUGAGUGAAAUAAUUUUACAGCAAGGCUUGGGUUGAUCCCUUCCACAGAGCAGUUUUUGUCAGCUUUAACAAAAGUUUCAUUAGCUGCAAGGUGGGUGUGACUGCUCAGUCUCAGAUGGCAGCAGAAGCUUGGAAGGCACAUGGACUGGUAAAGAGCACAAGUUCUCUAGGAUGCCUGCCUGGAUUUAAAGGUCAGCCUGCUGGUAAGACCUGUGCUCACAGAGAGUGUUUUUCCUAAUAACCAAUGUCCUUACAACUACUCAUGGCUGUGGUAUUGAAAUACCACAGGGAGAGAGCACUGAGUACUGUUAGCUACACUUCUCAGAUGUGGAUAUUAAACAUCAGAUGGGUUUAAAUAUGUUGUCAGUUGACAUUCAGAGCUCUUACUCCAGACAGCUAAAUAAGGGCUUAGCCCAGCGUGUUUGCAAGUGCUGUGCUCAUACAGAAAUUAUGAAAGGGAAGUGAUCUGAAGAGGAAUUGCUGCCUCCUACUCACUCCAGGGGACAGCUAGGAUUCAGUUUUUGUAGGAUGCUGAGUUGAAGCCUACCUCUGCUCUGAAAUUUUACCUGCAUUGAAACAAAAAAAUUUAAUUUUUCUUUUUUUUACUUUCAGUUUUUGAGCUUUCACCCAUAAGAAAACAUAAAAAGGUUACAUAUAAUUUAGCAGUAAGGUUGAAAAAUAGUACUAAAGCACAUUUUAUUGUGUUGGCCAAAGAUCACCUUUUCUUCAGCAAAAUAUAUUGUUUAUUUCACUUGUUAUAAGACUAAAAAUAUUAGAACAUAGUUCUCAGUUGGCAGGCACUUUGUUUUUCUGCAGAUGCUGCUCUGCCAUAUCAGGAGCAUUGCAUUUUAAGUGUAUGGUCAAUAUCUAUGAAAGUGAACAUGCAAAUUAUUCAUGUACACCCUUUGGUUUCCCAGCCCACACGGGAUUCUAGAACUACCAACAGACAGUUGUAGCUUUACCUUGCAUUGCCAGAUUCCAGAACUCUUAUUUGUAUUUACUGCUCUGGUAUUAAAUAAACUGGAUAUAAGAUGGACGCGUUAAUGACUUUU